GCUGAUCAACCGUCCUUCACAUACUAACAUACUGUCAUUUGAAUCUUAUACUAAACAUUAGCGGUAUAUUGAAAUCCUCCUGGGCUCUAUUGUCCUGGAUCUUAGGUCAUUGUAUUGCCCUUUUGGUGCAGUUUUACCUGUCAGCGUUGUUCGACUCCGCGACCUGUAUAUACCGCAAACCACAGCAAAAGUCACCUAUUUGAGGAUUGCGCCUGAGGCAAUAUCAUUUCAAGCAAUCUAGGAGGCCUCAUGUCCGGUAGGCCGAUAAACAUGAGCUAGACUUGGAGAUCGAGACUUCACUUAGCAUGAUCUAAGCAUGGCAGAAGGCGAAGCGCGGGCGUCGGAGGACGCCAUGGAGCUCGACUCUCCGAACGACAGGUCUUCUAGGACCGCCGAAGCCGCCCCUCAACCUCGAAAGGACUCGAUAUCAAUCCAGAACCAUAACCCAGCCAAGCCUCCCUUCCCUCCUCACAACGCUCCGAGAGUCUGGUUUAUGACCGCCCUUACCGCCCCCAUAGCGAUCGGCCUCGCACGGCUAGUUCUGGCGCAUGGAGACUACGUGGUCGGGGGCGUGAUCCCGUCCGAAUUCGCCGGCGAGCGAGGCGAAGAGCUGCGCGCGUUCCUUGACGAGGUACGGGUCCAGGGCGUGGGCGGAGGGCGGAAACGAUCCGGGUCGGGUGUAGGCAGCCCGGAGUCGAGUGAAAAGGAAGGGGGCGGCAGCACGGAGAGCUCGGGCGACGGGAAAAAAACUGGCGCGAAGAGGUGGCAGGAUCGGGUGCGCGUGGUCGCAAUGGAUGGACGGAUCAUCGGGCAAUGCCAGGCGGCGGUGGCGGAGGCGGUCGAAGCGUUCGGGGGGGUGGAUAUACUUCUGGGAUGCACGAGCGAGUGCGUGAUCGGGUCAGUGGAGGAGUUGGCGCAGUCGAACCGGACGCAGUCGCUCAUGCGCGAGCAGUUUGAGACGAACUUCUUCUCCAACGUGAACGUUAUCAAGGCCGCGCUGCCGAGCAUGAGACGGAAAAGUAACGGCCAUAUUAUUAUGUUGACGGGAAUAACUGGCCAUUUAGGGACUCCUGGGCUUGGAGCAUACUGUGCUUCACAAUGGGCCAUCGAGGGUUAUUGCGAUAGUUUGGCAUAUGAGAUCGCCCCGUUCAAUAUCAAGAUGACGAUCGUGCAGCCCAACCUCGAGAUCAACGUCUUAUCCAACAAGAUCACCUCCGCACCCCCGCUGAGUUCCUAUUCACCCGACACCAACCCGGCGCCUCUGUGUCGCGACAUUAUCGGCGGUCUCCUCGACAAGCUGUGCGAUAGCGUCGGGUACCAUCCCCACUCCCAUGAGCCGAAGGGGACGUCGCAAUUGCAAACCGAGGAGCAGAGUUCGGCAGAGCACGACGCACAAAAUUUAGAUAACCUGAACGAACCCACCACCGGCAAUGUUCCCGACGGCGCCGAUCAUGACGCUGAAGACGACAACAUGGACGACGCGUCCGAGGACGACCAGGCCGCCCACCUGUCAUCCUUCCUGUCCUCUCCGCACACGGAGUCGAUUUUCCCCCCGUUGCCCACCACCCUCCGACAAGCGCUCAUCGCGGAGACGUGCUUCGCCAUCGCGGCGAUUGGAGGCCAUGACAACCCGCCAGCACGGCACAUUGUGGGGUUCGAAGGCAUUGCGGCGGUGCGGGAGAAGUUGAAGACGGUGAGUGAGGAGCUGGAGGACUUUAUAGACGUUAGUUGUGCAGCGGAUUUGACUGCUGGUGGAGAUACCGAAACAUAUUAGUGAGAAUGGUGUAACAGUUAAUAUUCGCUGCAGAGGGUGUGGCGAAACGGCCAGGAUGCGCAAGCCAUACAAUAAGCUACCAUUUUUGAGCGUUUCGUCACGCUAACGUUGAAUGCGUUGAGAAGCUAUCUGCUCCCUGGAGUGAA
Eremomyces bilateralis CBS 781.70 is the source of this 1920-nucleotide messenger RNA. Its product is annotated as NAD(P)-binding protein. The record is from RefSeq and is a predicted model, not a curated record. NCBI's taxonomy places the organism in Eukaryota, Fungi, Ascomycota, Dothideomycetes, Eremomycetales, Eremomycetaceae. The coding region runs from base 317 to 1774 and encodes 485 amino acids. The transcript has 3 exons.